Messenger RNA from Didymodactylos carnosus, 6915 nucleotides. Lineage: Eukaryota; Metazoa; Rotifera; Eurotatoria; Philodinida; Philodinidae. The record is from the annotation of a GenBank genome assembly.
AUGAGAAAAUUUUUCAGUCAGAAAAAUAAGAAACAACAUCAACAGCCAAUAUCAUCAUCGACUCUUGCAUCUUCAACUUCCACUUCAUCUUCAAAUGGCACAUUACUACCGAUAGAAAAUGGAGAUGAAACAAAAAAUAUAGAUGAUACGAUUAGCUCAUCUUCUAUAUCACAAAUACCAAAACGUCGUAAACCUCAUUCAGCUCCAAAUCAUCCAUUACCUUUUCUCUCUUCAACAACAUCAACAAUUACAAAACCAGCGAAAAUAAAAUCAACGUCUAAUGAUUCAAUAGCAUCAUUGAAAAAACAAGAUGAUCAAGAUGAGAAAGUAUCAAUAAGUUCUUUUCAAGUUCAACAACAGCAAACAAUAACAACAUCAGCAUCGUCUUUUUCAACGAUCACUUCGUCAGUUUCAUUACCAAAAGCUGAAAUAGAUAUUGAAGAAAAUAAAUCACCUGUACAGACAUUAUUUCCACAUGUUGUUGUUGUUUCAGAUGCUGAUCAAGAACUGUCAAAAUUACAUAUUGCAUCCGAACUAUCAUCAUCACAUCCAAAUCAUUUUCAAUUAAAAACAAGUCAAAAUUUUUUGAGUGUUGAAAACACAUGUUCAGGAAUAGAACAGUCACUAAUAAAUUCAUCUUCAAAUAUUUUACGAAAACGUUCGUCAACCGGUGGUCAAACAAUCAUUCGUAAUCGUGAAUCAAAACAAAAAUUAAAUGAACGUUUAAGAAGACGAAGUUGGAUGACAUCAAAUAUUCAAUUACAAAGUGGUGGAUCACCAAUACCAUCAGCAAUGAUGUCGGUAGUAGGAGGAAAUGACGUUUUAUCUGCAUCAUCAUAUACACCAAAUUCAACUUUUUCUACAAAUCUUGUACGAAUAAGGCGUUUAAGAUUAAGUCAAUCGGAACCUACUCUAACAUCGACACAAAUGAAUUUUCUAUUUGGAAUGGGGACAAUGAAUGCCGGUACAAAACAUCAGUCAAAUUAUGCACCGUCACCAACUCCGCCUCCUUCUCAACAACAUUUAACUCAUUUUCCAUUUUCAUUGAGAAGACCAAGUUCAAAACGAUCAAAUUUAUCUGGUCUCAAUUUAAUUAAUUUAAAAUAUGCGUUAAGAAAACAGUUAUCUCCUCAACAAUCUACACAUUCACCUCAACAUUUGUGUCAAACACAAUCGGAACCACAAACAACAAAAACAGCUCUUCGAAAUAAUUCUACUACAUUUAAUCAAUCGACGUCGAGUGCUUUUAAACCUGUGAUAACUUCAACAACAUGCGCUGUACCAGUUCCAACAAUCGAUGAAAUUAAUCGACGUUGGUCAUUAACCUCGGCUCCCUCUUCAUCCGGUUAUGGUACAACAACUCCUAUUACAUGUCAUUCAAAUCAAUCAUCUCAAUAUUCAUCUUAUGAACGUUUACAACAGCAAAAUUAUUGUUCAUGUUGUUCUACUGGUAGUAAUUCAGGAAAAGAUCAUUCUUCUCAAAUUCCAAUAUCUAUUUCUUCAUUAUCAAUUGUAAAAGAUCAAACAAAUGGUCAAAAUCAACAAUCAAGAUUACAACGUUUAUACAGUUCAAAUGAUAGUUGUAGUAGUGUUAGUGCUAGUGGCAGUAGUUGUGUAGGACUAUUAUUAGAAAAUGAUGAUUAUUCAUUUAAUCAACGUUUAGAAUCACGAUCUCUGUCAAUGUCAAUGUUAGAUCCACAAAUGUCAAGUCCAUUAAAAAUUAAUCCAAUGGAAUCGGAUAUGAAAUCAAUGAGUUUAGUCUAUAAAGAAAGAUAUCCUAAAGCUAAAGUACAAAUGGAAGAACGUCUACAAUCAUUUAUUGAUUCUUACAAGUGUGUGGAUAAAUAUGAUUAUUGUUCAGAUGGAUCAGCACGUUUUAUUCAUAAUCAAAUUAUUGAAUUAGCAAAAGAUUGUUUAGAAAAAUCGAUAAGUGAUGGGGUUACAACCGAUUAUUUUAAUGAAAUAACAGAAAAUUUAGAACGUCUAUUAUUAAAUGCUAAAGAUAAAUGUCCAAGUUUAAUAUUAAAUUUACAAAAAGUUGUUAAAAGUUUAUUAUUUACAAUAGCACGGUCGGCUCGUCUACUAGAAUGUCUUGAAUUUGAUCCAGAAGAUUUUCUUUUAGCACUUGAUGACAUUGAAUCACAAGCAAAAUUGAUAAUUAAACAAGAUAUACCAAAAUAUAUUUGUUCAAAAUUAAAUUUAGAUCGAAAUCCACUUGAUAUUGAUUUAUUACAACAGACACAGAAAGAACAGACAAUAUUUGAUAAAAAAAUGAUACAAAAUGAUAAUGAAAAAGAAAAUGAAAGAAUUCAUGAAACAGAAAAAUCUCUCUUUCCACCCUAUUUAUUAUCAACGAAUGAAGAAUCUAUCACAAAUUCAACAACGACAAAUAAUAAUUCAUCAUCAUCGUCAAACGAUCUAAAUUAUUUAACAAUUACUGCAAAUAGUACAUUAUUAAACACAUCUAUUUCUUCUAUGCGACCAUCAAUUGAACAUACAUUUUCUAGUAAAGCUCAAGAACAACAACAAUUAAAAGUUCCAUGUGAAGAUGAUUUUGAAAUAGUAAAAUUAAUUUCAAAUGGUGCCUAUGGUGCCGUACAUUUAAUUAAACAUAAACAAACACAUGAACGAUAUGCUAUGAAAAAAAUAUCAAAAACAAAUUUAAUUUUAAGAAAUCAAGUUGAACAAGCAUUCAUGGAAAGAGAUAUAAUGACAUUUACAGAUAAUCCAUUUGUUGUGGCUCUAAUAUGUACAUUUGAAACAAAAAAACAUUUAUGUAUGGUUAUGGAAUUUGUUGAAGGUGGGGAUGUGGCAACAUUAUUAAAAAAUAUUGGUGGACCAUUAAAUAUUGAUAUAGCAAGAAUGUAUUUUGCUGAAACAACAUUAGCUGUUGAAUAUUUACACUCUUACGGAAUUAUACAUCGAGAUUUAAAGCCAGAUAAUUUAUUAAUUACGGCUAUUGGUCAUAUAAAAUUAACAGAUUUUGGUUUAUCAAAAAUUGGUUUAAUGAGUUUAACAACAAAUUUUUAUGAAAAACAUAUUGAUAAAGAAACAAAAGCAUUUAAUGAUAAACAAAUAUGUGGUACACCUUCUUAUAUUGCACCAGAAGUUAUUUUAAGACAAGGUUAUGGAAAACCAGUUGAUUGGUGGAGUAUGGGUAUAAUAUUGUAUGAAUUUUUAAUUGGUAUUCCUCCAUUUACUGGCAAUACGCCUGAUGAUUUAUUUGCUAAUGUGAUUAAUGGUCAAAUAGAAUGGCCAGAUAUUUUAGAUGAAAAUAGUGAUUCAUCGUCAACAAAUAAUACAUCGGAAAUGUUAUGCAUUGACGCUAAAAAUUUAAUUGAAUGUUUACUAGAACAUGAUCCAUCACAACGACUGGGUAAAAACUCCACGUUAGCUAUAAUAUAUGUCUUCGUCAAAGUUCAAUAUCUUUUAGGUACCUUGGGUCCUUAUGAAGUAAAAUCUCAUACAUUUUUUACGUGUAUUAAUUGGGACACAUUGUUAAGAGAAAAAGCCGAUUUUGUUCCCGUCUUAGAGAGUCCAGAUGAUACGUCUUAUUUUGACACAAGAGAAGAUCGAUAUGAACAUAAUUUAUCUAAUACGGAUAAUGAUGAUGAUGAUUUAGAUGUUACACAAGCGACGAAAGCCACCACAUUAACAACCGUUGAUAACGAAGCACAAACAAGUAAACAUGGGGGUGGAAGUUUACUGAGUGGUGGAGAGACAACAGAUUCUGAAAGUUUAUUUGCCUCAUUUUCAUCAUGUUCGCUAAGAUAUAUGUCCGAAUUGUCCGUUAGUCAAAAUUUCAAUACUAUAGUACCUCAGCAACAUCACAAUUUGUCACAUCCAAAAAAUCAGCUAGUAAAACAAGAUUAUUCAACAACGUCAGAUAUAUCUUCAACGGAUGUUUCAAGAACAAAUUCUUGUUCGGAAUGUUUUAAUGGUGAUAGUGACACACAACAAAUUAUUUCACAAUAUCAACAAUCAGAUUCAAUUGGAGAAUUUUUACCUAUACAGCCAACAAUACCUGCCCAAUUCCAACAACAACAUCGAGUAUUAUGCUUAGCACAAUCACUACCUACACAAUUAACGAUAAGCAAAGAUAAUGAUAAUAUAAAAGACUUAAAAUCUCCUAUUAUAAAACAAUUUGGCUCCGAUACAUUUGAGCCCACAAAUGGAGUACCAACAGAUGGAAAUAGCGAACAAGAACAGCCUAUAUUAGAUAAAUUAUUAUGUGAUUUAAGCAAUAAUGUCAAUUCUCAUCGUAAAGAUUCAUUAAAUUCACAAUCAUCAGUAUCCUCUUCACUAUCAUCCUCUCCCGAUUGUCCCUCAUUGACGACCUCAUCAAACAACACCUCUUCAACUACAUCCAGUAAGAAAAAAUCUAAAACAACAGCAAAAGAUAUAACAGGAAAAGAUGGCAAAAAACAACGCAAAAUUUCAAUCAAACUAUCUGAACAUGAUGAUAAAAGUCAACAUCAUUUAUGUCGUGAUUACGACGAUAGUGAAGAUGAUCAAACAAAGCCACGGCAUCAUCAUCACCAUCAUAGAAAACCUCAACGGCGAUUAUCUCCAUUACAACUAAAACUGUCUUCUGUGCUACCUACUCCAUCUGUUAGUGUGUCAGUGACUAGUCCAUUAGCAAAUUUAACAUCAUUCGAUGUCACAGCAUCAAAUCAAUCGAAUUCAAUAAACUCUGCAGCGAGUAACACAAAAAUCACUGCUUCACUAUCUCCAUCUUCUACGUCAAAAUUAUCGGAAUUAACUACUGCUUCAAACACUAAUCGUCAAUUAUUAUUACUACCACAAGUAUCGAUCUCAAUUAAAAGUGGCGUAAAUCAAGAACAACAACAUGCUGCUAUGAUUAAACCUGAAACAAAUUUAACUGAACAACAAAACUUUAAGAAAUCUGCUUCUUCCCAUGCAUUAGUUUCUAAACAACAAAAUCAAGUAGUAACAACAGUACAACAAAUAAAACCGGUGAAUACUCAGACAACUCCAAAUAAGUACAGUCAGCAGAAUAAUGUGAAAAAAUUUCCUCGAUCAUUAUCAAAAUCAUUUUCAUCAUCUUCAUCCAAUUCGUCACCACCUCCAUCACAACAAUCUCAUUCUUGGAUGUCUCAUCAGGAUUACGGUAUAAAAGGUUUAACGAUUCAACAACGUCAUAAUACUGUUUCACCAUUAGAACGUGAUAUUCUCUCUACAUCUCCUUUAAGAGAUGUUCUCUUCAUGAAACACAAUCAACAUCAGUUAACAUCGAUAACUCAAUCUCCUUUACAGUCUAUCACACAAAAUUUACGUCCUCCAAUUAUAAUUCGACGUGGACCAAGAAGUUUCGGUUUUACAUUGCGUGCUGUGAAAGUAUUUCAUGGAAAUACGGAUUAUUACACUACUCAGCAUGUUGUUGUCGCCGUUGAAGGGCCAGCAGAAGAAGCUGGUCUACGUCCAAAUGAUGUCAUUACACAUGUGAAUGAACGUCCCGUAGCUGGUUUAUUGCAUCCCGAUGUUGUUAAACUAAUAUUAAACGGUUCACCAAAGUUAUCAAUUCGAGCAAUACCGUGUUCGGAAACAAAAAUUAGAAGUGGCGGUAGAAGACGAUCACCAUCAAAACAGAAAAUGAGACAUAACGAUUGUCAUCAUAAUCCAGCAAAUUCACAUAAUCAAAAGAAUAAGAAAACACAAACGCGUCAUCAUGAUAUAUCAAAGUCGUCAACCAUACGUAAUCCCGGUAGUGGUAGUGGUAAAAAACAUGCACAAAACAAUUCCUUAUUUCGUCGGUUAAGUGAACGUAAAGUUGCGAGAGAUAUAGAAGCAGCUAUUAAUCAACAAAACCAGAUGACCACUCCACCACCAAUUAUUCCCACGACAUCAGCUAGUACUACAACCACUAGUCCGCUUUCAUCCUCCUUACCGUUGCUGUUAUUUGCCUCAUCAUCAAUAGCCACAACAAACGACACAUGUACAAACGAAGGGCGAUCUCUGUCAUCACUAUCCUCACCAUUAGAUAAACAUCAUCAACAUCUAUCGAUUUUAGAUUCAAAUGAAUGGCCACCGUUACAGUCAAUAACUGCCUCUUGUACUACUCAAAAAUCGAAAAAAUUCAAUCCUGAACAGUAUUUAUCAUCGUUAUCGUCAAAUGACAAUGAGAAUCACGAUGGAUCACUAUUAAGUUGUUUGUUUCCAGCUACUAGGCAAACUAUGCCAAUGCAAACUCGAAAUCCACAACAAAUAUCUGUAUCUCCAUUAGCUCGUUGUCAACCACAACAACAAUCUUGUGAUACUACUGAUAGCAUAACUCGUUCUUAUCAGUCAUCUUCUGAGCAUGUCUUGCAUCCACCUCCCUUCUACUACCAUGCACCUUCGCAUCUUUCGCAUAAACAACUUUGUAAAACAUUAUCUGAACCACCGCGAAUUUCUUCUCAUUAUCGACCAACAAAUCAUGAAACAAUCACAACAACAACCGUGACACCGACCACCACCACCCUGUCGAUGUUUCGUCCAAGACCAUCAAUUAAAUUACAUCAAAUAAAAACAAUUCGUAAUGAAACAUUAUCAAGCAAGACAUUAAAAAGUAGUAGCAAUAAUAAUAAUCGUUUAAAUUUGCCCACGUUCACUUAUCAGAAACCAUCGUCAUCAUCCCUUCAGCCACCAUUUAUUUUGAGUGAUACUGUAAAUAUAAUAAAACGCCAUAGCUUUAAUCUAGCAACAUCCGAUUUUAUCGAUUUACCAAAGUCCAAACCAAUUUUACUCGAAGAAUUAGAAAAUAUUCAAAAGCAUUCUCGUUCUUCAUCAACAUCUUCAUCGAGUUCAUCAUCGACUCUUAAGCGAGAAACAUCACCAACAAAUGACUUUAAUCAACUACAGCAGCAACAAAAUUAUUUUCGAUGUAGAAAAACAAAAUUCUUCCCGCGAAAAUAG